This is a messenger RNA of Spea bombifrons (plains spadefoot toad), 2192 nucleotides long. It is a transcript of the gene RBMS2, whose product is annotated as RNA binding motif single stranded interacting protein 2. Gene Ontology annotation, cellular component: ribonucleoprotein complex; nucleus; cytosol. The transcript is spliced from 14 exons. Gene Ontology annotation, molecular function: poly(U) RNA binding; poly(A) binding; mRNA 3'-UTR binding. NCBI's taxonomy places the organism in Eukaryota, Metazoa, Chordata, Amphibia, Anura, Pelobatidae. The coding region runs from base 230 to 1396 and encodes 388 amino acids. The record is from RefSeq and is a predicted model, not a curated record.
CCAAUAGCUGUUACUACCCUGAUCUGACCCUUACUAGCAGGGCACAGGAGGCAGGGUCACGUCUGAGCCACGGUGCAGGCACUGCUGGCACAUCUGGCGAGGGUGGCACCGGCAUCAGAAGACCGCGGCUGGGCAUCUACACUGAACCCUCGCUUAUUUGUCUGGAUAUUGCCCUAAACUUGUUUCUUCUUAAUCAUCAUUUCAUUCCACUAAAGCUGCAGUGUACAGGAUGAUCUUUUCCAGUAUGCCCGUGAGGAUACCCACCGGGAAGCUGCAGUCCUAUGUUUCCCCAUCGCAGCACAUGGCUCCUCCUAGCCCCAGUAACAGCAGUGGUGGGGGUGAAGGAGGUGGUGGUGGAGGUGGAGAGCAGCUGAGUAAAACCAACCUGUACAUAAGAGGUCUUCUUCCCAGCACCACGGACCAAGACUUGGUGAAGCUAUGUCAACCGUAUGGAAAAAUUGUCUCUACUAAGGCCAUUUUGGAUAAAACAACCAACAAAUGUAAAGGUUAUGGGUUUGUGGACUUUGACAGCCCUGGAGCUGCUCAGAAAGCAGUCACAGCCCUGAAAGCUAGUGGAGUGCAAGCUCAAAUGGCAAAGCAACAGGAACAGGACCCCACUAACCUGUACAUCUCCAACUUGCCGAUCAAUAUGGACGAGCAGGAGCUAGAGUCGUUGCUAAAACCCUUUGGGCAGGUCAUAUCAACUCGUAUCCUGCGCGAUGCUAAUGGCACCAGUCGAGGGGUUGGGUUUGCAAGGAUGGAAUCUACCGAAAAGUGUGAAGCUGUAAUCCUUCAUUUUAAUGGCAAAUAUAUCAAAACGCCUCCAGGGGUCCCAGCUCCCCAAGAGCCUUUGCUCUGCAAGUUUGCAGAUGGUGGACAGAAAAAAAGACAGACUCAAGGAAAAUACAUACAGAAUGGACGUGGCUGGCCACGUGAAGGAGAGACGGGUGGUAUGACCUUGGCAUAUGAUCCUACAACUGCUCUGCAGAAUGGGUUCUACACCCCAUACAGUAUUGCUCCAAACAGGGUUAUUGCUCAGGCAGCCCUCUCCCCGUACCUGCCAUCACCUGUAUCUUCUUAUCAGGUUCACAGUCCCUCCUGGAUGCAUCAUCAGUCAUACCUCAUGCAGCCUGCAGGAACUGUCCUCACACCCACUAUGGACCAUGCUAUUUCCAUCCAGCCUGCUUCCAUCAUGGGACCUCUGGCUCAACAGCUGGGACACCUGUCACUGGGCAGCACUGGAGCGUAUAUGCCUGCUGCAGCCGCUAUGCAGGGGGCUUACAUCCCCCAGUUUCCGUCCGUGCCUUCUACUGUCUCCAUAGAGGAGAGCAGCGGGCAGCCUCAACAAGUUGCUGUGGAAGCCACCACAGAACACGCCACUUAUUCCUACCAGUGAAACCAAUUAAGCGGGGCUCACAUGUGGCAGUGAAUCUACACAGGGCAUGACGGGAUGAAAUCUGCGCAGGAUUUAAAGCAAGAGGCUUUACUGAAACAUGAGAAAACUGAACAACAUAAAUAUUUGGGGAGGGAAUGAACGAAGAAAAAAAACAACAAUUUAUUUUUCUCUUUCUUUUGCAAAAAAAAAAAGCAUUUUUACUGCAAUAAACUUUUAACUUCCGAGGAACCAAAGCAGCUAGAAAACAAGAGAACUCAACAAACCAUAUGAAACCAGAACAGACUGACAUAUUUUAAAUGAAAAACUAAAAAAAAAGUAAAAAAGAAGAAAUAAAAAAAAAAAGAAAAAACACAAGAAAGCAGAAAAAAAAAACAAAUUCUAUUUUAAUAAGAAGAUUUUUUUGGUCAUUUUUUACAGUAGAUUUUUUUUGUUCUUUGUGGUUUUUUUAAUUUAAAUGCAUACCAGAUGAGGAAAUCGCAGAAACAGUACAUAAGCCGGCGGAUAGAAUGCAAAAGAGAGACUGCAAAAGGGGAAGUUGCAAUUUUGCUGCCUGACGCCAUUUUAUUUUUGAUGAAUUUAUUUUUUGUUUGUUCUUUUUUAAAAGACUAUGGCAAGAUUGUUUUUUUUUAAUCUUAUUUUAUGUUUAUUGGAUUGGGGGGAGCUAUAUGCAAAGCUAUUUUUUAGUUAUUUUAAUGUCCGUUUGUGAUCAUGUUUUGGAUCUUUCUUGUCACUCGUAUUGAUUACUUGUCAAUUUUGUCAGAAUGGAAGCCACAGCACAGCAUACUAGAAAAGAAAA